AUGAGUUCUACAGUGAAAAGAAAGCAAUUUUCGCUGGAAGAGAAGAAAAACAUAAUUUCUGAAGUAGACAAAGGAUUGAAGAAAGGCGAGGUGGCAAAGAAGUAUGGCAUAUCUCCAUCUACAUUGUCAACCAUUUUGAAGGACCGAGAAAGCAUCUUGAAACAAGUGCAGACUUCUGUUUUUGACCCGAGCAGGAAAAGGAUGCGUAAGGCACAAUUUGAAGACGUUGAUACGGCGGUUUACAAAUGGUUUCAAGAUGUUCGUUCCAGAAACGUUCCUCUGACCGGUCCUUUAAUUCGAGAAAAAGCCUUAGAAUUUGCUAAAAUGCUCGAAGUUGAGAAUUUCCAAGCAAGUGUCGGAUGGUUAAAUCGUUUCCGUGAGCGGUAUGGUGUAUUGUCCAAAUGCAUUUCUGGAGAGGCGAGUGACGUGCCAAUGAAUUCUGUUAACGAAUGGCGAAAUGGAGAAGUUGCUGCACUCAUCAAGAAAUACAACCCGGACGAUGUCUUUAAUGCGGAUGAAGCUGGAGUGUUUUUUCAGCUUGAACCAAAAAGGACAUUAGCCCAGAAAGGAGACAAGUGUGUAGGGGGUAAAGCUUCCAAACAACGCAUCACCGUUCUGUUCUGUUGUAACAAAUCGGGAACGGAGAAACGAAAAUUCCUCAUCAUUGGCAAAUCUGCAAAACCUCGUUGUUUUAAAAACUGUAAAUCAUUGCCAUGCAUCUAUAAAUUUAACAAGAAAGCAUGGAUGACCCAAAUAAUUUUUAAUGAUUGGUUGAUAGAUUUUGAUACAGAAAUGGAAAAGAAGAAGAGGAAAAUUCUUCUUCUUAUCGACAACUGCACUCCAUAUAAUGCACCACCAAAAUUGGAUAACAUUCGUGUGGAAUAUUUCCCACCUAACUGCACAGCUGUACUUCAACCUCUUGACCAAGGUAUCAUCAGAGCUGUAAAAUCACGCUACAGAACCUUUUUGUUACGUCAAAUUUUAUGCGAUUUGGAGAAAAAUAUCCAAAGAAAAUGCAAUGUGAAGGAAGCUAUCGAAUGGAUAUGCGGAGCUUGGGAUGAUAUCAGUCAAUCAACAAUAACUAACUGGUGGAAACAUGCAACCACAACCAAAGACGCCAAUUCUGUUUCAGAAGUGGCCGAAUAUGAUGAAUCAAAUACGCACGAUAUCCAACAAUCUGAGUUAGAGCAAAUUUGGAGCACUGCAAAAAAGAAAACGUCGCUUCCUGACGACGUGAAUUUAGAAGAUUAUCUCGGUGCAGAUGACGUUUCAACAUGUUAUGAACUAACCGAAGUAGACAUCGUUCAAUCCAUUAAGCAAAGAUGA
This is a messenger RNA of Acyrthosiphon pisum (pea aphid), 1326 nucleotides long. RefSeq names its product tigger transposable element-derived protein 6-like. Gene Ontology annotation, molecular function: DNA binding. The transcript has a single exon. The coding region runs from base 1 to 1326 and encodes 441 amino acids. The record is from RefSeq and is a predicted model, not a curated record. Gene Ontology annotation, cellular component: nucleus. NCBI's taxonomy places the organism in Eukaryota, Metazoa, Arthropoda, Insecta, Hemiptera, Aphididae.